Zingiber officinale is the source of this 2473-nucleotide messenger RNA. RefSeq names its product QWRF motif-containing protein 2-like. Gene Ontology annotation, molecular function: microtubule binding. Lineage: Eukaryota; Viridiplantae; Streptophyta; Magnoliopsida; Zingiberales; Zingiberaceae. Bases 270 to 2186 code for a protein of 638 amino acids. Gene Ontology annotation, cellular component: centrosome; nuclear microtubule; cytoplasm. The record is from RefSeq and is a predicted model, not a curated record. Gene Ontology annotation, biological process: centrosome cycle; spindle assembly. The transcript is spliced from 5 exons.
AGCGCACUAAGCUUGCAAAUGUACUGCGUGUUUUGUGCUAAAUAGAGAGAGAAAGAGAACAAGUCUAAUCUUUGAGAUGCAAAGCAAAGCCUCUCUCUCUCUCGUUCUCUUCCUGAUCGUGGAGGCUGCUGCUCCAGGGAGAGUGAAGACGACGGUCUGGUGCUCCGCAGUGUGAUGUGACCGACCCUUUCCUGCUUGGCUUCCGGACCUUCCGGUCAUUAUAAUUCGAGAAGGGAGAGGGAGAUCGAGCGAGAUCUGCGACUGGAUCCAUGGUGGUUGCUGCAGCCGCCACCCGGAACCCUACGAAACCACGCAAGAGCAGCUCUCCUUCUCCAGGUCGCCAAGAUCCCCAGAAUCCUUGUCGCCUGCCCUUGAUCCCCUCGGAGAAGGACAAUGCUGGUGACGCGGUGAGACGGUCUCGUACCAAGGAGAUCAGCUCCCGCAAUCUCUCCUCUUUUAGUUCCUCCUCCGCCUCUUCGAAUUCUACUUCGUAUUCUGCCGCCAGUAACUUCUCUUCUCCGAGCUCGUCGUCGAGCUCUCGGCGUUUUCCGUCGCCCUUCGCGAACUUCCGGCCGUCGACGCCGCCGGCAUUGCGCCAAUCCAGCUCCCAGAAGCGAUCCUGCUCCGCGGAUCGGGCUCGACCUUCCACGCCUGCAGGCCGUGGCGUGCCAAGGGAGGCCGAACCUUCCGUGGCCGCCAACACUCUCUGCACGACGACACGGAGCCUUUCGGUCUCGUUCCAGGGUGAAUCUUUCUUCUACCAGACCAGCCGCGCCAAGACCGUCUCCCCUAGCACCCCCACGCCAGAGCGGCGGCGACCUGUUGCCGCCGUUUCUGCUGCAGCGAAGACUGGUGAUCAUUUGGAGAACUCAAGGCCCUUUGAUAGCCGCCACCGAUGGCCCGCCUCUCGAGCCCUGCCAUCGAAUUCGUUGAUGAGGAGCUCGAGCUGUUCCUCCGAGAAAAAAGAACAGAUCUUGGCCACCGUCAGGUUGCUCCACCAGACGAUGUUGUUCGACGAUAGUACAAGGAGGAUAUCGUUUGAUGGGGGUGAUCUCUCAGCUUCAUCCGAUACCGACAGUGUUUCCUCUGGGAGUAAUUCUGGUACACCUGAGUUCAGUGCUCUUUCCAGGGCAAAGGUGACUUCCCGUGGGAUCAGUGUACCAGCCAGGUAUAGGCAAGAAAUAAACAGCCGAUUGCGUCAAUACCCAGAGCCUUGUUCCCCUUCGCCAAAUUCAAAGUCUGCGGCACCGAAGUGGAGUGGGACAAAGAAAUUGUCUGAUAGCCCCUUGUCUUAUCCAAGUUCAACUUCUUCACCGCUUCGGGGACCCAUGAGACCACCUUCACCUAGUAAGCUCGUGGCAUCAAGGGGCAUGUCUAGCCCUCAACGGACACAGACUAAUGUAGCAAUGAGUACCUCACCAAUUGCUCGUGCGGGCAAUGCUCCUUCCAUUAUAAGCUUUGCUGCUGAAGUGCGCAGGGCAAAGAAAGGGGAGAACCGGAUUGAGGAGGCUCACUUGUUGAGGCUGCUUGAUAACCGACAUUUACAGUGGCGAUGUGUUAAUUCCAGGGCCAAUGCUGCACUGAUACUACAGAAAUUAACUAUAGAGAAAAAUAUAUACAAUGCAUGGACAACAACCUCAGAGUUGCGUGAUUCUAUUACUACUAAAAGGAUCGAGCUACAACUUCUGACACAAAAUUUAAAGCUGGCUUCCAUCUUUAAAGAACAAUUGGCCUAUCUGGAAGAAUGGUCAGUCAUUGACACAGAGCAUUCAAGUUUAUUGUUGGGAGCAAUUGAAGCAUUAAAGGCUAGCACUCUCCGCCUACCUAUUGUUAGUGGUGCCAAGAUGGACAUCCUGGAACUUAAGGACAGUGUUGGUUCAGCAGUUGAUAUGAUGCAAGCAAUGGGAUCCUCAAUACGCUCCCUAUUAUCAAAGGUACAAGGAACUAGUAUCUUGUUAUCUGACAUUACUAAAUUGGCGGCACAAGAAAGAGCACUACUUGAUCAAUCAAGAAAUCUCUUGUCCACAGCGGCAGCUAUGCAUGCAAGUCUCACUUUUUCCCCCCUUUUCUCCCCCAUCAUUUCAUGUUUAACUUCCCAACUUUUAUAUGAAUUUGUGAAACAGGUAAAGCAAUGCAGCCUGCAAGGGCAUCUAGUACAGCUAAAAAGAAAAGCCAGCCGAUUGUAAGCACAUAGCAGGUUCCCUUAGCAAACUUGUGAUCACUAACAUCACAGAAAGCUCUUCCUUUUUCUAACCAGAAUGAUUGCCAUGAAAUAAAGAAGCUAAACCCUUAAAAAAAAAGUCUUUUGUGUGUCUGAUUUGCAUAUUUUUCGUCAUUUCCCACCAUCUGUGUUUGCUCCAACAAGGGAUUGAUAGCCUUUCUCAGUCAUGAUCAUGCUCUUCUUACCACAAUCAAAGAAAAGUUUAUGUACAUAUACAAUGCAUUGCUUGGUUAAAGCUAGCAUUUUUUGUUA